This is a messenger RNA of Pecten maximus, 931 nucleotides long. RefSeq lists its product as uncharacterized. The record is from RefSeq and is a predicted model, not a curated record. Bases 37 to 345 code for a protein of 102 amino acids. Lineage: Eukaryota; Metazoa; Mollusca; Bivalvia; Pectinida; Pectinidae. The transcript is spliced from 2 exons.
AGACAUCAAGGAACGAACGGGGUGACGACAGCAAAAAUGAUAUGUAUGGGGAUGACAAGCAUAGUUAUAUACCGAAACAUACAACGAGUUUGUGUUGGCGAUUUCAUUUGUCUGAGCAGAACUGUGAUUCCGGAGGAUAGUGGUGGUGACUCAAUCCGUCUGAGCAGAACUGUGGUUCUAGACAAUGGUGGUGGCGACUCAAUUCGUCUGAGUGUGGUGAUGAUGGAGGCAGCAGCAGUUGUGGCGACGACGGCUUUGGCGACGGCGAUGGGAACGGCGAUGGGGACGGCAGUGUUGUUUAAUCUUUCUGAAAUGACAUGUGAUUCCGGAAAACGCCAGAUUUAAAUGUUUAAUCUAAUACAACACAAUUUACAUUCUGGACAUACAUCAACUUACAUCGACAAUCAACCGUUUGAGUACUAUUUUAUGUGACUAUAACCCGCAAUCACAGUAGUCUUUCUAUGACAAAUUAAGGUAUCACUAAUUGUAUUAUUAUAUGCUAUACUAGUGACUCUAUCCCUUCAAUCGCUCGUUGGAAGAUGAAAUGAUAUUAAAUUGAUAUAAAAUCAAAAUUUGAAUAUUUUGCUAUCAGACAAAUGAUAAUAUUGAAACGAUUAAAUGGAACAUAAGAGUACACUAGCAUUCGAAUAACAUUAACACUGAUAACUACAGUUGUAGGGAGAUCCCCGACACAGGGAAUCCCCCCUUUCUGCACUUGUAGUCCUCGCCAUUAUAUUUUAUUUAUAGUGCCUGUAUAUUUUUGUUUCUCAAAUAUAUACACGGAACUUAGUUCAAUCUGACAAGCCGAAUUAGUUGUUGCGAUACCUAAACAAAUACUAAAUAUUUGUAAUAUAUCGCAUACCAUGAUGAAGUGUGAAAAUUUUGUAACAUCUAUACAUGUAUAUACAAUGUAUUCUGAUUAAAAUUUGUA